Molecule: messenger RNA, 2493 nt
Organism: Penicillium verhagenii
Lineage: Eukaryota; Fungi; Ascomycota; Eurotiomycetes; Eurotiales; Aspergillaceae
Product: repressor protein
Exons: 2
Coding region: 1-2493 (830 amino acids)
Biological process (GO): chorismate biosynthetic process
Molecular function (GO): shikimate 3-dehydrogenase (NADP+) activity; 3-phosphoshikimate 1-carboxyvinyltransferase activity; 3-dehydroquinate dehydratase activity
Source: RefSeq, a predicted model, not a curated record
AUGUUAGACUGGCAAACCCGUAUCCGUGACCCCGUCGAGCCCGAAUCCCCUUCAACUCCCUCGGAAUCGACCCGAGCGUCUUCCGCCCACCCUAUGCAUCCCCCCGAGACCACCGCCGCACCCCGCACUUUCGAUUCCGAUGCAUCCUUGGUGUUGGUGGGCAUUCGCGGCUGUGGAAAGCGGUCCCUCGGCUUUGUCGCAGCCACUGCUCUCAAGCGACGCUUUAUAACCGAAGACCAUUACUUCAAGGAAGUAACAGGAGUCACGCGACACGAGUAUCUCAAGAGCAAUGGCAGUCAGGAGUUUCAGCGUCGAGACAUUGAGGUGUUGAAAAAAAUGCUGGAUAAUCACAAGACUGGAUGUGUCGUAGAGUGUGGAUUAGGAAGUCUUACUCGUCCGGUCCAGGACCAUUUGCGUCGCAUUUCUCAGAUCUGUCCAGUGGUGCAUAUUCUGCGGGAUAUCGACUGCAUACAGCAGCUUCUGGGGCUGGAAGAUCAAUCUAUACGACUACUACGAGAAGGAGACCCAUCACAUCGCACGUGCUCCAACUUCGAAUUCUACAACCUGGAAGACCGCACACGCUUUGUUGCUGACGAUGGAAGCCCUGACCCCCGAUCUGCUGCUUAUUCUUUCAAACUGCAAGAAGUCAAGGAAGAUCUGACCCGCUUUGUCCGCUUUGUCACCGGAGUUGAUGUGAAUCAAUCCAGCUACGACUCGCCGUUUGUUUUGCUAGAGACUCCUCCGGAGCUUCGCUCCUUCACCCACGCUAUCCUUGUUCGAUCCUCCGACUUAACUGACGACAAUGUCAAUCUUCAAGAACUGGAGUCUGGGGGAGAUGCAAUUGAGCUGUCUGUCGAUCGCUGGGGCCCUGAUAUGGCCGCUGUGAUCAGUCAACAAGUGGCAGUUUUACGUCGCAAUUCCCGAACACCCAUUAUCCUCUCCGUCGAUAUGACAUCAGCUGGGCUUGGUCGACGAGACCAAUCUACCACAUCUUAUUUCGACAUUUUGGAACAGGGCUUGCGCUUGGCAGUGGAAUAUUUGGUUGUGGACCUUGGACAAAAUCGAGCCCAGCUCGCGCAGGUCGUUCGCGCUCGGGGAAACACCAAGAUCAUCGGUCAACAUAUCUUUGAAGCGACCUCCCGUGUCAAAUGGACGGACGAUGGCUGCGUGACUCUAUACAAUGAAGCUGAGAAACUCGGUUGUCAAAUCGUCCGCCUACUUCGUGUCGCAACAAACCGUGAUGACAAUACGACUGUUUUGGAGUUCACUACCAAAGUCCGCGCCUUGCCGGGAGAUCAUGCGCCCUUGAUCGCGUAUAAUAUUGGACGACUUGGACGGACAUCUCAGGUGUUCAAUUCGAUUCUGACCAAUGUCACUCAUCCGGCCAUCACCCGUACAACUGAAAAUGAGCGCGAUCCUAUCAUCACAUCUCGCGACGCUGUCAAGGCUCUCUUCCAGAGCUACGUCCUUGAUCCAUUGAAGUUUUGCAUUCUCGGCUCCAGCGUAUCCUACAGCCUGUCCCCCUUCAUGCACAACGGAGCCCACCAACAUUCGGGUAUGAGCCAUACUUACCGCAUUCCCGAUUCUCCUUCUCUUGAAAUCCUGGAUGAACUGCGCCGCGAUCCUGAUUUCGGAGGAUCCAGUGUUGUUCAACCAUGGCGUGUGGAACUUUACCAUAAACUUGCAGCCAAGAGUCGACAUGCUGAGGCAAUUGGUGCCAUCAACACCAUCAUGCCCCUGCGUGGUCCUUCAGAAGGAGGGAUGUACUCACUUCAGGAGCAAGCCAGCCGACGCAACCAGGCAGGUCCGGUGCUCGGUUGGUACGGUGAGAAUACGGAUUGGGUAGGCAUUAUGACCUGUAUCAACCGUCACCUUUCACCACGCAAUGCUAUCAGCGCGAAGACAACGGGUCUGGUAAUUGGUGCUGGUGGUAUGGCCCGUUCCGCCAUCUAUGCUAUGCUCCGUAUGGGCUGUCGCAAAAUCUUCAUCUACAACCGAACCCUGUCCCGAGCAGAAGAGGUGGCUCGUCACUUCAAUUCAUGGGCAUCCUCUCAGGUGGACUCAGUAGAGGUGGUGCGAGUCUUGCGGUCAACACAGGACGAUUGGCCCGACGAUUCCAACCCGCCAAGUCUCAUCGCAUCCUGUGUACCGGCCGACCCAGAUCAGGAUGAGGCUCCUGCCAACUUUGAGAUGCCCCUGCAGUGGCUUGGCAGUCCCACUGGGGGUGUAGUUGUAGAGCUUGCCUAUAAACCUCUAGAUACACCAUUGUUGAAACAGAUACGUCGGAUCCGAACAGACACGGGCCGGUCCUGGGUCUUAUCCGAUGGACUAGAGAAUGUCAUUGAACAGGGUAUUGCGCAGUGGGAGUUGAUGACCGGCCGCAAAGCCCCUCGACGGUUAAUGACCCUGGAGGUCCUCCGAAACUACGAGGGAGAGAGCGGCAAAUUUGACGAGAAGACGAUUCAGGCCCGGCUGGACGGCGUUUGUUCGUAG